GAGUGAAUGAGCGAGCGAGAGAGAGAAGGGCUCGGGUUGUAACGUUCAGCCGUCUGACUCUCACUGGAAUAAUCUAAAACCAUCUCUGAACAAAUGGUCUGAAAGGAAAAAAAGACAUCUUAGAAAUUGGAAGCUUGUCUCUGUGCGUGUGUUUGGGAUGAAGCACCUGUGGGACAUUCACUUCCUCCUGCUCAUCCUCCUCUACCUGUUAGCAGCCGUCACGUCACAGGUCAACCCAGGUGUGUGUCGGUAUCCUUUGGGCAUGUCAGGAGGGCAGAUACAGGACGAGGACAUCUCUGCCUCCAGCCAGUGGUCCGAAUCCACUGCUGCUAGAUAUGGCAGGUUGGACUUUGAGGAGGGCGAUGGCGCGUGGUGUCCGGAGAUAACGGUCGAGCCAGACAACCUGAAGGAGUUCCUACAGAUUGACCUGCGCUCGCUCCACUUCAUCACCCUUGUGGGCACCCAGGGUCGACACGCUGGAGGCAUUGGUAAUGAGUUCGCCCAGAUGUACAAGAUUAAGUACAGUCGCGAUGGAAGCCGCUGGAUCUCGUGGAGAAACAGACAGGGCAAACAGGUGAUUGAAGGAAACAGAAACGCCUACGACAUUGUACUCAAGGACCUGGAGCCACCCAUCAUCGCUCGCUUUGUCCGCUUCAUGCCAGUCACUGACCACUCCAUGAACGUCUGCAUGAGAGUGGAGCUCUAUGGCUGUGAAUGGCUGGAUGGCCUGGUGUCGUACAACGCUCCGGCGGGAGAACAGAUGACCUCGCCUGCCUACCCCGUUUACCUCAAUGACUCUGUCUACGAUGGAGCUGUCAUCUACAGUAUGACAGAGGGCCUGGGUCAGCUGACUGAUGGAGUGUGUGGUCUGGACGAUUUUACACACAGUCACGUCUACAAUGUGUGGCCUGGGUAUGACUACGUGGGCUGGUACAAUGAAAGCUUCCCCAGUGGAUAUGUGGAAAUAAUGUUUGAGUUUGACCGCACACGAAACUUUACCACCAUGAAGGUCCACUGCAACAACAUGUUUUCCCGGCAUGUCAAGGCUUUCCGGCAGGUGCUGUGCCACUUCCGCUCCGAAUCAGACUGGGAGGCCACGCCGCUCUCUUUCAGCCCUGUGGUGGACGAGAAGAAUCCCAGCGCCCGCUUCGUCACAGUCAACCUGGCCAAUCACAUGGCCAGUGCCAUCAAAUGCCAGUUCUACUUUGCUGAUGCCUGGAUGUUGUUCAGUGAGAUCACCUUCCAGUCAGACACAGCCAUGUACAACACAACUUUGGCUCCACCUAAGACAGGACUGCCACCUAACACACAACCAGAAGAUGACCCCACGCACAAAGUAGAUGACAGCGACACCCGAAUUUUGAUUGGUUGUUUAGUGGCCAUUAUCUUCAUUCUUGUGGCCAUCAUUGUCAUCAUCUUGUGGAGGCAAGUGUGGCAGAAGAUGCUGGAGAAGGCCUCCCGUCGGAUGCUGGAUGAUGAACUAACUGCUAGUUUGUCAAUACAGAGCGAGACGUUCGCCUACAACCACAACCAGUCCAGUACAAUCAGCGAACAGGAGUCCAACUCCACCUAUGAGCGCAUCUUCCCCCUCGGUCCAGACUACCAGGAGCCCUCACGCCUCAUAUGUAAGCUGCCGGAGUUUGCACAAAGCUCAGAGGAGCCAGCUUCUACCAGCACAGCAGCAUCUAAAUCCACCACAACCACUGUUGUCCAAGAUGGCGUCCCUCACUACGCAGAGGCAGAUAUUGUAAACCUGCAAGGAGUCACUGGAAGCAACACAUACGCCAUCCCUGCACUGACUAUGGACCUGUUAUCAGGGAAGGAUGUUGCAGUGGAAGAGUUCCCACGAAAACUGCUCACCUUCAAAGAAAAGCUGGGAGAGGGCCAGUUUGGAGAGGUGCACCUGUGUGAAGCAGAGGGAAUGCAGGAGUUCAUGAAUAAAGAGUUUUUAUUUGACAUCCCUGAGGACCUGCCAGUUUUAGUGGCUGUGAAGAUGCUCCGUUCAGAUGCUAACAAAAAUGCUAGAAAUGACUUCCUGAAAGAGAUAAAGAUCAUGUCCCGUCUGAAGGACCCAAACAUCAUUCGCCUCCUAGCUGUGUGCAUCUACAGCGACCCGCUCUGCAUGAUCACAGAGUACAUGGAGAACGGAGAUCUCAAUCAGUUUCUGUCCCGCCAUGAACCCGAGGGACAACUCGCUCUGCUCAGCAAUGCACCUACUGUCAGCUUCAAUAAUCUGUGCUACAUGGCCACUCAGAUAGCAUCGGGGAUGAAGUACCUCUCCUCUUUAAACUUUGUUCAUCGAGACUUGGCCACACGAAAUUGCCUGGUGGGCAAGAAGUACACAAUAAAGAUAGCUGACUUUGGCAUGAGCAGAAACCUGUACAGCGGUGACUACUACCGCAUCCAGGGCAGAGCUGUGCUGCCUAUACGCUGGAUGUCAUGGGAGAGCAUCCUGCUGGGUAAGUUCACCACAGCUAGCGACAUGUGGGCCUUUGGGGUGACCCUGUGGGAGAUACUAAACUUCUGCAAAGAGCAACCCUACUCUCAGCUCACUGAUGAGCAGGUGAUAGAGAACACAGGGGAGUUUUUCAGGGACCAGAAAAGACAGAUCUACUUGCCUCAGCCUGUGCUGUGUCCAGACUCGCUCUAUAAGAUCAUGCUGAGCUGCUGGAGGAGGAACACAAAAGAACGGCCCUCCUUCCAGGAAAUACACCAAGCCCUCCUGGAAAUACAGCCUUAAGCCAGGGCUAUGUUUAAGACAGUGAUUCCCAGUCUGCUCAUCUCUGGAAGAAAUGGUGCUUAACAAGAGUAGCAGACACACUCCAGGUUUAAGCUGUCUUGUUUCAGUAGAUUAAAAAGGUGAGAGCCACCUGUGGGCUACGAGCUACAAUUUGGGAAACACUGUUCCAUGGACUUAACACACUACAAAGAUGGACUACCAGAGACAUUUUGUGUGUGUCCGUUUGAGUUUAAUUAGCACAAUCACGCUGGCUAAGAUGUUUUUAUAGGCAUACAGGUAUUCUUAGGAAAUUCUAUUCUGUUUUAUAGUGCACCAACCCUGACACACAUAUGUGUUGCGGAAGCCAAAAUUACAUGUAGCAAGUGACAUUCGGCACUUUUAAAAAUAUAUUUUAAUUUCAUUUGUUAAUAUGAGUUUAAAGUUCCCCAUGUUACAAACUUAUGAAACGUUGUUGAAGAACUGUCUUGUGUUUUCUUCUGGAGGACUGCUUGAAUGUAGAAGGGAAAAGUGCAGCAAACCAUUACUGUUACAUUUCAUUAUAUUUCAAGUAUUUCAUCUCAGUUGCUCAGACAAAAUCCACGUCUUAAAUCAGAAUAUUAAGUAACUCAGUCUUUCUCAUCUCCCUGCAGUUUUCUUACAGUGAUUUGAACAUGACGUGUAUAUGACUGUGUAUUUUCAAUAGAUAAGUCUAAAUCUCAAAUAUCAAUAUUUUGUACUUUAUAUUUAUAUGUUCAUAUGUGUUUGUUCUGUUUAUGUUUUGUUUAUAUAUUUGUGUAUUAAUAUGCUCUUUAAAUUGAUGUGUGUGGAGUAUCAUAUUUGAUUUGAUUCAGUAAUGUUCUGAAGCUUUGGAUUUUCACACCAAACAAACAGAAUACAGAAUACAUUUAUAUAUAUAUUUUUUUUUUCCAGUGCAAACUGCAAAAUCAGGAAUCCGGGCUGUGUUUUGGCCAUGUGCUUUGUUGGUUCAACAGUAUGUUUACAGUCUGUAUCAGUGGAGAGAUGUUACUUAGUGUGUUGUGGAUGUUGAACAUGUUAAAGAGAAGGUAAAUAGUCUUUUAAAUCAGGAAUGUAGAGGAGGAAAUGGGAAUAUUCACUUUACAUCAUGUGUUUCAUUGGAACCAAAGAACUGGUAUGACUGCUACCGAUCACUUUCACAGUGGUUUAUAUUCGCUCAUAUAUUAGCUGGAUCUUUUCUUCAUCUUUUCUGUUUUUUUUUUUUUUUUUCCCCAUAUGGAAUAAUUCUGUGUUUUACUCUAAUAGCUUGAACUUCAUACUGCAUACCACUGUUUCAGCCUGAUCAGCUGCAUUUACAGGUUCUGAACUCUUAUCAGAGGCCUUUGUCCCACUUACCUCGUACUUUAAAGACACUCAUGUCCGCCCUAAUGCAUGAUGUGUCAACCUAUAUGUGGAAGUCAGUCUUAUCUUUCUGUACUUUGCAAGCUGGGCAAACAAAUCUGUACAAAUCUGUUAUAUAUAAUAUUUGGUUAGGGGACAAAUCUGGGUGUUUGUGAAGCAUGUGGUGAUUCUCAUUGAAUAAAAAAAUCUUUUCAUGUCAUUUACAAUCUUCUCAGUGUUGGAGGCAGAUGUAAAGAUGUUAUUGCACCCUGACAAAUUUCCUGAUUUGUUUAGUUUUAUUACAUCUUUGUACUCAAAUGUUCAGUGAGAAUGUUUUUAUAUACUUAAAACAA
Seriola dumerili (greater amberjack) is the source of this 4428-nucleotide messenger RNA. RefSeq names its product discoidin domain receptor tyrosine kinase 2 (gene ddr2a). Gene Ontology annotation, molecular function: ATP binding; collagen binding; protein tyrosine kinase collagen receptor activity. The transcript is spliced from 17 exons. The record is from RefSeq and is a predicted model, not a curated record. Bases 158 to 2740 code for a protein of 860 amino acids. NCBI's taxonomy places the organism in Eukaryota, Metazoa, Chordata, Actinopteri, Carangiformes, Carangidae. Gene Ontology annotation, biological process: positive regulation of kinase activity; cell surface receptor protein tyrosine kinase signaling pathway; protein phosphorylation. Gene Ontology annotation, cellular component: signaling receptor complex; membrane.